Molecule: messenger RNA, 759 nt
Organism: Ilex paraguariensis (yerba mate)
Lineage: Eukaryota; Viridiplantae; Streptophyta; Magnoliopsida; Aquifoliales; Aquifoliaceae
Source: the annotation of a GenBank genome assembly
AUGGCUAUUCCAGCAAUCUCCAUUGCUUCUCUUCUUUUCUUGUUCUUCAAUUUGUGCCUUCGAGGCAUCUAUGGUGACUAUGGAGGGUGGGAAAGUGCUCAUGCUACUUUCUAUGGUGGGGGAGAUGCAUCCGGGACAAUGGGGGGUGCAUGUGGGUAUGGCAAUUUGUACAGCCAAGGCUAUGGGACCAACACUGCAGCACUAAGCACUGCUUUAUUCAACAAUGGCUUGAGCUGUGGAUCGUGCUAUGAGAUGAAGUGUAAUGAUGACCCGAAAUGGUGUCUCCCGGGCACCAUUACUGUCACUGCCACAAACUUCUGCCCUCCAAACCCUGCCCAGCCAAGUGACAAUGGUGGCUGGUGCAAUCCACCCCGCCAGCACUUUGACAUGGCUGAGCCUGCGUUCCUGCAAAUUGCUCAAUACCGAGCUGGAAUUGUUCCUGUUUCCUUUCGAAGGGUGCCCUGUGUGAAGAAAGGAGGAAUAAGGUUUACAAUCAAUGGUCACUCCUAUUUCAACUUGGUCCUGAUCACCAAUGUCGGCGGUGCAGGGGAUGUUCAUUCAGUGUCCAUCAAGGGGUCUAAAACAGGGUGGCAACCCAUGUCAAGGAACUGGGGCCAAAACUGGCAGAGCAAUUCGUACCUCAAUGGCCAGUCUCUCUCUUUUCAGGUCACCACCAGUGAUGGAAGGACUGUAACCAGCAACAACGUCGUCCCGGCCAAUUGGCAGUUUGGGCAAACAUUCUCUGGGGGUCAAUUUUAA